GUUGUUUUGGUGUCACCGAAAGGAGAGCUCAUUAAGAUGAAACUUCAUUUCCUCUUUUAUAUUUCCUUGGUGCAGUCCUGUGGCAGGUUUGUCUUUAUAGGCGAGAAACACAUUGCCUUAUUUGGACACGUGAUCCAAAUCAUGACAACACCUCACCAAGAACUGUGCCUUUAUAAGUGUUUGGAAACCUCUCAGUGCAUGUCAGUUAACAAGUACGAAAACGAGUCUGGAGUGUUUUACUGUGAGCUUAACAAAUCAGGCAAGGAAUCAAGUCCAAAUGACCUAAAACCGAGGCCAGGAUUUGUUUACCUGCAAACAGUAGUAAGUUUAUGGACAUGUAACACUAUCUCUGUGAUUUUUUUUAAAGACUUUUCUUUUUUAGCUUGUCAAUAAUGAAUUUGAAAAUGCGUCUAACGUUUUACUUGUUAAUGUUUCUUGGCUCGAUUGUUGUCAAUGAGAGAGUUGCCGCCCAAUGUAAGGGAAUUGGGAUUCCGGAAUCCCGCAAAAUCAUGCUUGAGUAUCCGAAAUCCUGGGCUUUGGAAUCCGUAAUACAGCUCAAUGAAUACGAAAUCCCACUAACAAUUGGAAUCCAGAUUCCAAGUUCCACUGACAGAGACUGGAAUCCAGUACCUGGAAUCCGGAAUCCACGGUAUGGAAUCCAGAAUCCAAGACUGUCUUGGAUUCCCUUACAUGGAGUGAGAGUUGCAUCGAAAGUGUAAGUGUAAGUAGUGUCACGGGACAUUUGGAGCAGGCGUAACAUUCAGUACAUUGGUGGUAAUGACUAAUGUCUGAAAAAUAGUUUUGUACUGCCGCCCCCACCUCACCCCUAAGAAAAUAGAGAAGAGGGACGUCUGUGUCGUUCUAUUGCGACAGUAAUAUCGGGAAGUUUAAGCAACGACGUUUUUGAGUGAUGCACGUCAACCGGAAAUGGACUUUUUGCAAUCUUGGGCCGUGGUUUUGAACAAAUUUUCUAGCAAGGACUCACUUCCGGUAGACGUGCGUCUCUCAAAAACACCUUUGUUUGAGGAAUGGGGGCGACUGUACACAGGAAAAGUCAACGUUAGAAUCAACGUGAAUGGUGUAUAACCAGUUCGUAGCAUGACGUCACAAAAAGUGAAUUAAUAGGUAACUUUGUGCUUGAAUGUUAAUACAAUUAUUUUCAGGAAGUGGAACACUGUACCGAUGACAGUCUUUGCCAUCACAAAAGAGGUAUUAAAAGUAAAUAGGUACUAUUAGCACGAUUAGUUCUUGGCUUACUGUAAAGAAAACUCUGCAAGGAACCUUGUUUAGUUCGGUUCUGAUUUGCUUUGAUUAUUUUUUUUUUCUGUUGUCUGUGUGACAUUUUGGACAUUUUUUUAAAGAAAAAAAAAUUAAAAAAGGGGUCAAUUAGAGGCCGUUUGCAAUGGGUUGGUAUUUUUAGAGGUGGGCAUGGCAUCAUAUAUCACGUAUAUCAAGCAUGAGACGCCGUGUUUCAUCACCAGAUGAAACACAGAGAAGAGAGUUGAAAAUACGACGCGCAGCGAAGUAUUUUUGACAAACUUCGGGGUGUUUCAUCUGGUGAUAAAUCACUGUGUCGAAUGCUUGAUAUUAAUUCUUAAAUAAAAUGAUUUUAAAAGGAGAAAUCAAGGACGCAAAAAUGAGCAGUUUUUCAUCGGAUUUCCAAACACUCAUUAAACAUCAAUUUUCCUUUGUAUUGUCUUUAUGAAUUAUUAAUGAGUUUCAGCAAUUUCCAUCCAGCAAUGUUAUCAACUUCGCUUAGCAAGGUCAUCGAUAAGUCGGGGGAUAUUCAAUCGACCAAAAGUCAAAAAAAAGAGUGCACUACAGAAAAUAGGCGAGAAAUUGACAUCUUACAUCUCGAAGUUCCUUCUACACAGACUCACCUUUACACGAUUACAUUCCCAAUAAGUAAUAACUAAUUUUGACUUGUCUUGCUUCUGACCAAUUUCCUAUCAAUCCCCUGAUUAGACUUCAGGGCCCAGUUUUUCAAAAGGUGGAUAAGGUUAUCCACCUGGCCCCCGAUGUUCAAACGUUGAAUAGUGCAUUCCACCGCAUAAAUCACUAUCCAGCGGAUAAAUAUUAGGGAAACCGAUUACGUUAUCCAUUGGAUAGUGAUUUAUCCAGUGGAUAGCUAUAGCGUUAUCCACCUUUCGAACAACUGGAGCCUGACCUCGGUUGUUCAAAGGCUGGAUAGUGCAAUUAGUUUCCCCUAGAUCAUUCUCUCUUGGUUUCCCCAAUACUUAUCCAUUGGAUAGUGAUUUAUGCGAUGGAUAGCGCUAUCCAACUUUUGAACAACGAUUGGAUAAAUCUAUCCAGUGGGUAGUGCAAGUGGUUUCCAUAAUAACUGGAUAGUGAUUUAUCCGUAAAUGGUGCUAGCCAGCUUUUGAGCAACUAAGACCUGUCUCAUACUUGUAUCUCGCCUUGAACUGCAUUAUUUGUUUUUUAUCUUGGUUGCCUUUUAAUUAGCCCUCCCAAAUGGAUGGUUCCAAUUCGGUUCCAAAGUAUACAAGUUCUUUCACGAGAGGAAGAAUUGGAAAAACGCCGAACAGGUUUGCCAAGCAGAGGGUGGAAAUCUAGUGAGUUUUACGAGCGAACUUGAGAACAAAUUCGUUUUCGAUAUGUUCGCAAGGAAUACCUCUAACGAUACCGCUGCAGGUGAGAAUUUUUAUAACUAAAAUGCGCUGAAUGCUGGGUGUGAUAUGAUUGGUCCUUUACUUGUGUAAUCUGGAAUCCGGAAAAACAUUGCCUGUGGAAUCUGGACUCUAGGAAUUUUUUUCCGGGGAAUCCGGAAUCCUGGGCUUUGUAAACCGUAAUCCAUCUCAGGGAAUCCUGAAUCCCUCUAACGAUUGAAUCCAGAAUCCAAGUUCCUCUCACAAAGAAUCCGGAAUCCACAGCGUGGAAUCAAGAAUACAAGACUGUCUUGGAUUCCCUUACCUUGGGAGAUAUCUUAGAAGAGAAACACGAAUGACGUCACAGGGAAACUUUUUUUUUUGGUCCCACAUGGCAAGCGGUUGAAAAUUUUGAGGUCGUUUCAAAUUUAGCCUAGUAAAGGCAUCGAAUACAAUCAAGCUUAAGGGGAGCUAUUUACAAGUAAGAAAAAAGAAAUAGCUCCUAUGCUGACCAAUACAAAUCUAUUUCUUGAAUUGUCCUUAAUUCACAGGUUCGAUCAUUUACCAAGCUUUAGCAAUAUUUUUCUGGAACAUUUGUUAUUUUCUCUUCAGAAAAAAAGUGUUAUUUUUAUCUUAAUUGUCACCACCACUAACAGAGUCUCUUCAUUUGCAGAGACGUAUAAUUUGAUCUCUCACUGGAAACUUGAUGGCACUGACAAUGAUAUCACGUAUGAUUUCUUUCUUAUUCCUUAGUUACCGUAAAAUUCCGAAAAUAAGCCCUUCCAUGUAUAAGCCCCUCCAAAUAUAAGCCCCCCAAACCGGUAACGCAAAAAACCCUCCGUUAAAUCGCCCCUCCAAAUAUAAGCCCCCCGGGGGCCUGUACUUGGAAAAUUGCCCUCAAAUACAAAGUAAACAAAACAAAAACUUUAAAUUUACUUCCAACUAUAAGGCUAGCCCUAUCGAUUUUGAAACGCAAAUUUCCCUCCGUACAUAAGCCCCUCCGAAUAUAAGCCCCUCCAAAAAUAAGCUCCUCAAAAAGGGCCUUUGAAAAAUAUAAGCCCCGGGGCUUAUUUUCGGAAUUUUACGGUAUUAUAUGAGUGGGACAUUCAAUGGCACGCAUAUGCUGCACAAUACCUUUUUGGUCUAUGAGUUUACCUCUUAAAAACACAACCUUGGUUAAAACUUUAAGCUCUCUGAGGAAAAUCUAAUGUUACAUUUAAAAAAAAUUCCUUCCAUUUCUCCACUUGGCUGUGUAUUGUUAUUGAUCAAAUCCAGAACAAACAAGUUGCAUACAAGCCGUAGUCGAGUGGGACACAUAUGUUUUUACGCACACUGCAUUACUAUCGAGUCAAAAUCGAAUCUCAGAGUCUUGUGAAAUCUUUAAGUCCUGUUAUCAUGACUACUAUUCAGGUUAUUAUUAUUAUUAUUGUUAUUUUCAAACAGCUUAGAAAAUGGUGCAAAAUACCUGAAUGAAACAGGAAGGACGUACUUGUAUCUUAAUGGAGCAGGAGCAUAUGCCACGACACCAGCAAGGAAUUUUCGCGAGGGAAGCUUUACGAUUGCCUGCUGGGUGAAACUCCUCAAUCCUGUGACCAGUGAAUCAGCAAUAUAUUCCAUAUGGCCGAAGAAUGAUCAUGAAAAGCAGUUUCUGUUUCAGGCGUCGAUGUUUGGAAAAGUGGGAUUUGCAGCUAUUAAUAUUGACAACGCCUUUAAGCCCCUCUUUAGUGCCGGGUAAUUUUCCUACAAAUCAAUAGGCCAUUUGCCGAGUUGCCGCCCCACGCCUUUUAUUCUCAUGAAAAAUAAAAUAAUAUUUAAAGUUUUACAUUUAGCCUCGUUCAUUUACCUCAGCAAACUUAAUAAAUACUGUACAAGAAGUUGAGGUUUUGAUUUGUUUUUCGUGAGGAGAACCCAACUAGCCAUCGGGCUUAUGGGAGAGUUCAGUGGCAAAACUUGAUGGCUUGAUGGCGGAUUGUACGUGUUUUGUAAACUAAUUUUCUAGUAUUGUUGAUCGCAUAAAGCACACAAUUAUACAAUUAGAAGAAGCACUCAUGGGUGAUAUACCAGGGUCAAUACUUUAGUGCCAAAUGUGUUUUGAGAGCAAUGUUUGCUUGUCGUUUAGUGAUUAACAAAACAAUUACUAGUUAUUACAUCGAACCUCGUCGCCGUUUCUAAAUAGAUCCCGACCAACUAAUUGUUUCAAACGAAAACGACUCGUUUCGGAAAAGUUCCCGAAAGAGGAGUACUAAGUAAGAUGGAAGGCAAGAAGGAGGGUUUUCGGAAAUGCACUGUUUCUUGCAUGUGCCGGCCAUGAUUAAAUGCUCGAAAAUGAAGAGAAAAGACGAGAGUAAUGAUAACACACCUUCAAAAAUAACCCGGAAACCGAAGGUGUCAUCAGUCUGGAGCGUUUUCGAUCUCUAGAACUAACGAAAAGGAGGGUCGAAAACUGCGCCAAAGCGCUAGUAAGAACCUAGGCUUUUCGUUGCGUGUCUGUGUGUGUUUUGUUGUUGUUGUUGUAGUUAAGAAGAAAACUAGGGUGCUCGAAAGCACUUAAGUCAGUAUAGGCAGGAUCUGAAAACGCCCGGUAAUCACCGAUUCACAUUUACUUAGUGAUAUAAAUCGCUAUAAAUCGACUUUUUUUUACGUCAAAUAGAGACAUAACCGCUGAUAACCAGUUAAACGUAUCUUUACAGCAAACCUCCAAUUGGUGCAUGGUUUCACGCAGCUGUAGUAUGGGAUCGAGCAACCAAUGAGGUCAAUCUUUAUAUAAAUGGCACGAAGGUGGGAACAAGUGUUGUGCAAGAACACUGGUACCUAAUUGACAGAUCUCAUUUGGUCCAUCACAUUGGUCUCAAGGCGGAUACGGACCAAACACUCCACGGAUACCUGGGAGAUCUUAUGGUGUUGGGCAAAGCUCUUAAUGAAACUGGCAUCAAGAGGAUAUCAGGUGCGUAACGCUUAACAUGGGAAUCCAAAUACGUCGUAAGUAUGUGUGAUUGGUAUGAACCAAAUGUCACAAAAAUAAAUUGAUUUACCUGUGUUAAUUGCUCAGUUGGAGAGCUAUUAAAAAGAAUGAAUUUAAAGUAAAUUCCAGAUGGCGGGCAUUUUCAAUGACUUCUUAGUUUCCAUGAUAUUUACAUAACCAUUUUGUAGAGCACCGAGAGAGCGGUAGAAAUCGAGCCUAUGUAAAUUAGACUGCUUUUGAUAUUUCAAAAAAAACAGCAAAAAUCUAAAGGCCUUUGGAGCCAUCCUCCCAAUGCACCCCGGUUGGGGGGGGGGGGGGGGAUAAAAAAACAACCCAGGCCCAAAAAUUUUUAUUAAAUUUUUUAAAGGUUUUUAACCACAUUGACCACCAAACCACCAAAAAUUUUGCGAAAAAAAUAAAAACGCUAACAAAAAAAAAAAGUUUAAACCCCAAAAAACCAGUUAAAAACCCAACACAGCCCCCCGUUUAUUUUUUUUGUUUUUCUUUUUUUUCUGUUUUUAUUGUUUUUUAAGUAGUUUUAACAACAAUAUUUUGGAGGAGCGAGAGGGGGGGAAAAAAAGUAGCUUGUUGAAAUAUACUUGUGUUUUUAAUAAAAAAAAAAAAAAAAAAAAAAAAAAGGGCGGGGGGGCCCCCCCCCCCACCGCCCCGGGGGGGGGGGGGGGGGGGGGGGAAUAAAACAUGAUCCGAGGCCUAAAAUUUUACUUAUACUUUAUAGAGCGUUUCUACUAACGUGACCAGCAGCUACGCAAAUAUAUUGCGAAAAAUUAGAAAGCGUCUACAUAAGAAGAGAGUUUAACUCCCAGAAGACCAGUUUGGAACACCAACAUGGCCGCCGUUUCAUUAUUUUGUUUCCUCUUUUUUACUGUUGAUUUUUUCAGAUGACUACGAGAAAGACAGAGGGAUAUGGAUUGGAUUGCAUGACGUUACAGGCUCAGGAUUAUAUCGGUGGAGCGACAGUACGGAUGUUGUUUACACUAAAUGGGCAUCCGGACAACCUGACCGCCGUGACAACAGGCAGGAGUGCGUGACAAUAAUGUAUGAUCGUUCUGGAUACUGGGAAGACAUUAACUGCAACCUCCAACUACCGUUUAUUUGUCAGAAAUUUGCAUAAAAAUUACAUUUUUUUUCUCUCCUCCUCCAUUCAAUCGGAUGCUUUUUUUCUCUUUAAUAUGUAUGUCAUCCUUACAUUCUAGAAAAACAUUGAAAAGUAAGUUAAUUACUGUUUUUUGUUUUUGUUUUUUGGUUGUUUUGUUUUGUUCUGUUGAGAGCGUUACAUGCGCUAGAAGACCUAGAACCACUUUUUAAAAUUUUCUAUAGAUUUGUCUGUAAGAAAGUCCCGGGAAAAGUUACAGACAAAUAUUUGGAAAAUCUAAGCAAGCCUCUGGGGAAUUUUAAGCACAGGUACGGUCCCAAAUUUUUUUAGCACAAUCCUUUGCUUUGUAGCUUUUGUUCAGAACAGCACCGUCUAACACUAUUGCAUCAAUAUUAUGGAAGGGGUGGGGGGGGGAGAGGAGGACAGUCUAUACAGAGGAGCAGCUUUUCGAGGCGCCCUUUACCCAAUUAGGGCGUGACUCUAAGCUAGGUAUUAUUAAGUACAAUUAAUGCAUUACUUUAUGAAUUGCACAAGAUUUUCGUUCAUUACAGUACUUUUCUUUUGAAGAAAUACUUUAUCAUCAAGGCGAUUGUGUGGUUUGCCAACAUCACGAGGAUUAAAUUGACAAGAUUUUGUUGACACGUGGGUGUAGAUUCACCGGAUGUUAAUCAGCACCGAAAUUACUAUAACGACUGUCGACAUGUUUACAAGUUAAAUCCUUCAUAACUUUUAGAACUUUGAAGGGGAUUUCCUCACGCUCGUGAUCGAAUCAUUUAACAUUUCGAACAUUUCAUCAGCGAAGUGCGUAGACCUAUAACUACCAUUGCCUUCUCUGUCAGCUUUAACCAUGAUUAUUUCAAAGACUCAUAUCAACUCAUUUAGUGCAUUUCGUCUUUCGUUAAAUGUUAAAUUUGAGGUCUAGUAUUUUUCACUUGGAAGUUUCCAGGCGUGAUCUUUCAGAGGACGUUCGUACAGUUGUUUAAGGUAAUGUUUCAAUUACCUAAUGUUGAGUUAAUAAUUCAAUUAUUUUUUAACCCAUAUUCAGACAGAUUUUGUUUGAGUUUCUUUGAAACUUUGGUGUCUGAAACGAAAUUUCAAAAGUACUGAAGCUCAAACACCUGUAUGUUAAUAAUAACUACUGUGUUCUAAUUCUAAUUCUAAAACUUGAAGCUAUAGUCUAGGUGACUUGAUGAAGAUAUGUAGCGUGAAUGGAAUGUCCUCAACGACUCAGUAAUAAAGCCUCUGAGUGAGAGGUAGCCAUGUGAAGAGUUUAUAUUAUUGUCUUAUUCCGUGCCUUGCCCCUCUUCACCAGGCUUUUAGUAUCCUUUUGUUUUAAAGGGCACUUAACUCUUGAAUUAAUUCCUGCUGUGUGUGAACUUGACGUUAAGGUAAGUUAACAAGCUAACGUUUUAAUUUCAAUAAAUAAUUUAGGAACUGUUUAACAUUUUCAUUGGUGCAAACGUUUUACCUUUCCAUUCAAUUUUUCCCAACUGAGGUGGUUUAUUUUUCAAAGACAGUCUAUUGUAAAAUAGGAUAAACACAAUUCGGCAUUUGAUGCCCAGUCAUUCACAUAGAACAAUCAGUUUAACGAUGAAACUAGAACUAACACAUGAAGGGAAUUGAACUAAAUUUACACAUCAAUCCCAUAAAAGAAAAUUUAAGACGAGAAAUUAAGACGAAAAAUUGCAUGUUUUUCUGACUGAUUAGCAACCACACUGUAGGUUACUUGUUAUUCAAGACAAUCAAACCCCCUAUGACUUAAAGUAAACUUUCUCAAAGAAGGCAAAAGCGGAACCCCAUUGGAUUCAUUAAUGUAACCGCCAGGGUGAAAUUUGCCUCGGUCGUGCAACAAACUGUUUUCAAGCUUUCUAUGAAAGUUUCGUGAGUAUUGAAACGGCAUUUCCUCCUUUACAGUGCACAAUGUCCGCAUGACUGACACCUGUAUCAAAGGAGCGUAAUUGAAAUAGCUAUCUUUAUUCAAAACUUUAGUCUUUGAAAUCUUUUGUUGUUGUUGUUGUUGUUCCUGUAUAGGUUUAAGCGAAGCAGGCGAACCAACUAGACCGCAAUGAUCGUCUAUUUUGUACUUAUUCACAUCUCCGCGGUGCAUUCUUGUGGCAGAUUUCUCUUUACGGGCGAAAGAAACGUCGCCCUGUAUGGCCAUGUCCUCCAAACCAUGACAACACAUCAGCAAGAAUUGUGCCUUAACAAAUGCUUGGAAAUAUCACAGUGCAUGUCAGUCAACAAGCACGAGAGCGACACUGGGCAGUUUACAUGUCAGCUUAACAAAUCAGGCAAGGAAGCAAGUCCAAACGACUUGAAGCCGAAGCCAGGGUCUGUUUAUCUUCAAACAGCAGUAAGUUUAUAGGCGAGGCCUUGUUUGCAAUUUUUGCCUCAUUAGCACCCGCUUAUAAUUCUUUGAACACGUUCUACAAAUAGCGGCUGAAAAACAAAAGUUGUGUGGAAGUAAAACUGACGAUCUCGAAAAAAAUUUGGAUGAUAAACUAAUAAAAUACUUUUCGUACAAUGUCCCUCGCAAAACUCGAAAUUUAACUAUUACUGUAUGAAUCAUUAGUGUUAGCUCCUCCAGAAGUUCAAAAUUUUUAGACUGUCAUUUAGUUAAUAUUUUGAGGAAGGGACUUGAAAUUGGGAAGAUAAUUCAUUGGGCAAACUGGUAUGUUAAUGGUCCAACAAUUUAACAAUGACGUCACAAUCAAUUUUCGCAUAUUAUUAAGGAUCUCAGAUCUCCGAGAAUGAAUAGGCCUUUUUCAAAAUACCAUGAUAAUACUCUUUGCUGUCCCUCCAAAAGCAUUGUUUUCAGUUUCUCUUGGGGGGAUUGCCGUAAGUCUCAAGAGAAAUUGAAAAAAAAUAUUCUUAAGCAAAAUUUUGGAGGGAAAGUAAAGAGUAUUAUGGUAUUUUUGUCAAAGGCCUAUAUCUCCUACGUUUUCCAUUGUUUUCAGGUUCAGGAUGACUGUCCUGUCGAUAUUUGUAUUCAUAAAAGAGGUAAUAGUAAUUUGCAACUCUUCUUAAGCUGUUAAAUAAUAGUAAUAAUUAUUAUAAUUAUUAUAAUUAUCAUUAUUUUUGUUAUUUACCCUCCGCAUGCGGUUUGUAUAGUGCAAACGCUUGUGGGUCAUUGCAGACAACUAAUAAAGUAGAUUGAAACAAAAAUGAAAUAACAGGGUUUAAGUCGAAUCUCAACUCGCCGAAGGCAAACCAGUUGGCUCUUUACAAGAGUGGUCGAGGAUUUGAACUUUGGACUACCGUGAACAAACUUUCAGCUAGGGGCCUUCGGAUUACAGAGAAGUCCAGCGCUCUAUCCGCUCGGCCACGCUAAACCACUAAAUUCUGUACAUAUUCAAAUGCAAUGAUUGCACUUACCACCACAUUUAUUUGUUACCAGCUCUUCCUGAUGGAUGGUUUCAAUUUGGCACCAAGGUUUACAAGAAAUUUUCUGAGAAGAGCACCUGGAAACAAGCAAAACAGAUUUGUCAGGCAAACGGAGGAAAUCUAGUGACCAUUCAAAGCGAAAGCGAGAACAAAUUUAUCUUCGAGAUGUUUGUCCAGAACAAAACUAAUACCACUCACGAUCAAGGUAAACUGGAGAUAGUAUAAUAUAAACAAAAUUGUCUGCUGAAAUGGAGGUGAGCAAUUCAUCGAUAAUAUACUAAUGGAGAGCCUGCCUUAAUUGUUUUCUUAAUUUCGAAAGGACAAACCUGCCGUAGAAGAUCCAGCACGAGACUAUUCUGCGCAGCAGGCGCUUGAAAGUAAUAUGGGUACAACGAAGAACGGGACACGGUGAUCGGGCCACGAACUCGCACAACCAAUCAUUUGAGGAGCAAUAAAUGACACAGUUCGGUAGUACGCGACCCACUGUGCGGGAGGGUCAUGCUUGACAUAUGAAAUAUAUGAAAAAUUGAAUAUUUUUCCCAUUUUUGGUAUCGUUUAAUAAAUUUCUGGCACAAAAAUGGCGAAAAUCAGGAUUUUUGCUUGAAAAAAGUUCGACCUCAUGCCACUUAGAAGUCACACUCCAUAACCAUAGCAACCAGUUAUUAUAAAAGAACGGUAAUUUAGAAAAACAAUCCUAUAAACCACUGCUCUCUGAUGGAGUUAUAAAGUUUACUUUGCAUCGAGACAGGACUUGGGUUUCUCCUUACGUACUUUCAACUCACUUUACAUAACACUAAAACUAAGGGAUUUAGAUUUCACUAAAAAAAUACAGUUCUUUUUGAAAACUUGUUGUUUGCAGAUCAGUACAAUAUGAUAGCUCAUUGGAAACUGGACGGAACAGACCAUGAUAUCACGUAAGUCUGAUGACUGAAUCUUUACGAAAGUUUAUGCUUGAAGCGUCACAUUGCCAAUUACAAGUCGUCAUUUACGAGUAACGCAAAAAGAAAGGCCACUCGGCCUUUACGAUCCGCUUGGUAAUUCGGAAACAAAAUAAUUCCAUUGCGUUUACUGGGGUGGAGUUGGAGAUUGUUCUUAGCAGACCAUGCAGACACCUCGUCAACAAUGCCUGCGCAUGACUAGUCCCUUUAUUUUCCACUACCUCGUAGACUAUAGUGUCGUCCACGUACUUGAAAAGACCGCUCGAAGUAUCUGCACUAAGAUCGUCAAGCAUAACAAGAAACAGCCAGGGGCCCAAUUUGGCCCCUUGAGGAACCCCUGCACGAUCCGAACUCCAUUCGGAGAAGCAGUCUUUUUCUAGCUUGGCUCGUUACUGCUUGUUGGAAAGAAAGGCUGCAAUCCAAUUUAUGAUGUAAGAAUUGAUAUCAUAUUGCCUGAGCUUGGCCAUCAACACACUGUGACUAUCUAUAAGUCGAACGUCUUCCUGUAAUCUAGAUCAAAGGUCCUUACACAGUCCCCAGUUCCAUCGAGAGCGCGAGUCCCGUAAUGGAACAUGCUAUUUAAGGCAUCCUUUUAAUUAUUUUAUCUUAUUUUUCGGCAGGGUGGAGGAAGGGGGGAGGGGGCUUGGUUAGAGGGUUGUUGGAGGGCCGCGGUUUAGGGAGAAAUAAAAAAUAAGCCUUUCAUUUCUGUCAUCAUCUAAACAGUCUAGUUAACGGCGCAGAAUAUGUAAAAGAGGAUGGAAAGAACCACUUAUAUCUCAGUGGAGCAGGAGCGCAUGCCACCACUCCAGCCAGAAAUUUUCGCGACGGAAGCUUUACCAUCGCAAGCUGGGUAAAAUUGUCUCAACCAGUGAAUUUACAUUCCCCUAUAUAUUCAGUGUGGCCAUCAAGCGGUGGUCAAUUCUUAUUUACCAUCCAGGAUGGAAGAUUGUUAUUUGCAGCUGUUAAUACGGACAAUUCAUUACAACCUUUACUGCACACGAGGUAAAUAUUCUACUAGUUGGGUCAAUCUUAAACAGUGGGAGGUGGGGGGGGGUGGGGCUCGGAGGCCCCUUCCCCCCUCUAUAAUUUUAAAACCGAUCAUGCUAAGGCCACCAAAAGUACGCAGAAUAAUGUACUCAUCCUUUUAAACUUUUGGCUAUAGCUUGCUGGACAUAAUAACAUAAGCUGACGUCAUUAUAACAGAAGUUAUGCAACUUUUUAGUAAGACCCCUGCGGUCUGAAUUUGAAUAGGAUUAACCGAUGCAUUUUAUGACUGAGAAGUCACGAAAAGUUAUGGCUCAGUGACGGAGCGUUCUAAACUAGGCAUGUGAAAGGAGGAAAGGAGUACCAUUGUUUUGUAUUUAGAGGAUAUUACACGGUGGCGCGAAGAUAUGAAUUUUAUUUUCGAGUGGCAAAACAAUAUUCGAGUGAGUAAAAUAUUGUUUUUGCCCCGAGAAAAUAAAAUUCUUAUCUUCAAGCCGCCGUGUAAUGUUCUUUUCAUUAUAUAGACAAAACGACAUCGAUAAGAUAAUAGAUAUUUCUAAGCCAAAAGGUAAAUGUGACGGCUUAAAUUUACAGUACAGCAAGAUGAGACAUUGGUUACAAUAAUCUUGAGAAACAACAAUGAGCUGAAUAGGGCUCUACAAUGACAAAAUAUAAGAAAAGCUUUGAAAAAUAUGUAAGUAAAACUCAAAAGACGCAAGACGCCUACAAAUUUCGAAGGGAAAUUACCGAAAUUAUGUCAUCGAUAAACUCACGUGUGAGAUCAUGGAAAAUAAACCACUCGGGUCCCGGAUGUAGUUUUUAUGAAUUUUACGAGUGGUAUAUUUUCCAGUAAAACACUCGUGUCUAUAUAAUAAAUAUAAUUUAAACACAAGGGGUAACUUUUCUGUCAAAAAUGGUGUAUGAAAGAGUACAGAGCUUCCCGGUCAUGAAACAGUUGCAAGUCUUAAAAACAGUAUACACUGUCCCCAGAAGGGGAGGUUAAUAUUGGUGGGGUUAUAUACCGCGACGCGAAGCGUCGAGGUAUAUAUCUAGCGCUGUCCACCGACCCUGAGGGGGAUAGUUGUUUUAGUAUUUACCAAAUCAGUUGGAUAAAAAUGAAAAAAGGUAACCUGUUGUAAAGUAAAAACGUCACUUAGUAGGAACACUGUUCACAAUUUACAAACAUUUCGGUGAUUUUGUCAAGUGCAAUUUUACGAUUUUGUUGCAAAUUCAGCAUGAAAAUUAAUGAUUUUCUACCUACCAGUAAACACCGACAAGCCAAAGUUCGUCGCUUUCUUGGUAUUUGUUUGUACGAAUACUUCAUCUAUCGCUCACAUUUUGUGUUCCGACAAUGCCUCGAAACGAGACGCCAUCUCGGCUCCGGUCGCAAAACAGUGAAUAACCAAGGAUAUUCCGAGUUACGGGAGCCAAUCAAAACGCGCGAAAAUUGCUAGUUACUGAUUUGGUAAAUACUGAAAAUGUUAAAUAUCAAAACUGGUCCAUUAUUUUUGGAAUUCAAUUGAUACGAAGAAACGUUUUAACUUUUUUAAGAUUUCAAAUAGCGUGACCGGUAGCCCCUCUAGAGUUUUCAUAGGAAGCGUACAAGCUGCUGUGAAGUUUCCGAUUGUCACAAAAAAGCUUUUUUUCAGCACACCAUCGCCAGUUGAUAGAUGGCACCAUGUAGCUGCAGUGUGGGACCGCACAAGCGACGAAGUUUACCUCUACCUCAACGGUACAAGAGUGGCAACUCAAGGUGUGCAGGCGCACUGGUAUAUUGUCUUCAACUUAAUAUCUACCCAUGAUAUUGGUCUAAAAGCGGACGACGGAACAACCUUGAAAGGCUUUCUAAGCGAUCUAAUGGUGUUUGGCGAGGCGCUUAAUGAAGACGGAAUAAGGAAGAUCUUAGGUAACCCAUACGAUUGGCUGGGCGUCAAAUGAGAUUGCACGCUUCGUUCCGGACGCAACUGGGCCGGCUAAUGACAUGAAAUUUCUUGCAGUUUCUGUUGCCCAAACUUCUGCACUAAAUAAGAAUUUUGUUGUAUAAAACUACUACAACACAAGACUAGUGAUAUCCUUUAGUGCAUACAAUUUGACAAUGUAGCAACUCUUACUUAGUUAACAAAAUCGUUGUUCAGCCAAGAUUGGAUUAAAAUCCUGCAACCUGAUUACUGAUUACUGCUAUUUCCAGGCCUAAAGAGUUGAUAAAUGUGCUGACCAUUCAAAUUUUCUAAAGUUGAUGUAUCUAUCCAGAUGUUAUUCAAACAUUUGAGGUUUACUUCCCAUGCACAUGCAGUGUUUUUAUGUUUUGUUUUGUUGUUUUUUUUUUCUGUAGAUGACUAUAGGACGGACCGCGGUGUCUGGAUCGGAUUGAAUGACGUCACAGGAUCGGGAUCAUACAAGUGGGAGGACAAUACGACCCUCGUUUACACCAAAUGGGCAAACGGGGCACCUGAUCGACGUUACAAUAUCCAAGACUGUGUAACAAUAAAAGACGACGGUUCUGGUCACUGGGAAGACAUAAACUGCUAUCAUCACCUUUCGUUUAUCUGCCAGAAAAAUGCAUAA
Molecule: messenger RNA, 14553 nt
Organism: Porites evermanni
Lineage: Eukaryota; Metazoa; Cnidaria; Anthozoa; Scleractinia; Poritidae
Source: the annotation of a GenBank genome assembly